AUGUCUGGCCCUACCAUCCAGAGCAUAGCUCUUGCAGCUACAAAGACUGGUGUAAAUGCCAGUGACAUCAAGGAGAUUGCUUCCAUGGGCAAUUAUGGUAGGUCACACAACCAUGUGGCAGAGCAAAUGGCUUUGAGGUUUUGCAAGUCAGAUAGCAUCACUCUGCCUGAGCCAUACUGGGUUGAGGCCCCAGUGUUGGUCAAAAACCAAGAGGGCUGGAGUGUCAAAGACAAAGAGGUGGGCCUGUUUUUGCCACAUGAGUGGUUUUCAUGGCUGGAAGGGCAUGAAGUGGCUGCAGGCUUUUCAAAGCUUGCUAGUUUUUGGUCUGAGCACCCUCCUGAAGACCCAAAGUUG
Durusdinium trenchii is the source of this 354-nucleotide messenger RNA. The record is from the annotation of a GenBank genome assembly. Lineage: Eukaryota; Dinophyceae; Suessiales; Symbiodiniaceae.